GCGGGCCGGGCGGCCUCGCCUCACAGAGCGAAGGCGGGAGGGCGCGCGCCGGGGCCGCCUGCUCGCCUGCUCGCUCGCUCACUCGCUCCCUCCCUCCCUCCGCCGGUGGGUUAGUCAGUCAGUCAGUCCACCAGCAGCCGGCGGGCCCGCAAGCCGCAGAGGGCCCGAAUCUCGGCGCCGGCGCCUUCUCCUGCCAUUGUUCGUCGGGCGGCUGCAGCGGCGGGCUCAGGAGCCCGGGCCCCGGGGGCCACCGCAACAUCAUGACAACAGAGAAGAGUUUAGUGGCGGAAGCUGAAAAUUCACAGCACCAACAACAGAAGGAAGAAGGUGAGGGAGCCACAAAUUCAGGCCAACAAGAAACUCAGCUUGAGGAGGCUUCUCAGGAGGCAGCUGAGGGAGAUAAUCAGUGUGAGCAGAAGCUGAAAACAUCUAAUGGAGAUACUCCUACACAUGAAGACUUAACCAAGAACAAGGAGCGGACAUCAGAAAAUAGGGGCCUGUCACGGCUAUUCUCCUCAUUUCUCAAAAGGCCCAAGUCUCAGGUUUCUGAGGAAGAAGGCAAAGACGUAGAGCCAGCUAAAGAGAAAUGUGAAGGAGGUCAGAAAGAGAUAGAAUUUGGAACCAGUCUUGAUGAAGAGAUCAUUUUAAAAGCCCCAAUUGCAGCUCCUGAACCUGAACUCAAAACAGACCCAUCCUUGGAUCUUCAUUCAUUAAGCAGUGCAGAAACACAGCCCGCUCAGGAAGAACACAGAGAAGAUCCAGACUUUGAAACUAAGGAAGGAGGAGACCUUGAAGAGUGCUCUAAAAUAGAAGUAAAAGAAGAAAGUCCUGAGUCAAAAGCAGAAAGUGAAUUAAAAGCUUCCCAGAAAUCCAUCAGAAGACACAGAAACAUGCAUUGCAAGGUUUCUUUGUUGGAUGACACAGUUUAUGAAUGUGUUGUGGAUAAACAUGCAAAGGGGCAAGAUUUGCUUAAGCGAGUGUGUGAGCACCUCAAUCUUUUGGAAGAGGACUACUUUGGUCUAGCCAUUUGGGAUAAUGCAAACUCUAAGACAUGGCUGGAUUCUGCCAAAGAAAUAAAAAAGCAGGUUCGUGGUGUCCCCUGGAAUUUCACAUUUAAUGUAAAAUUUUAUCCACCUGACCCAGCACAGUUAACAGAAGAUAUAACAAGAUAUUAUUUAUGCCUUCAGCUUCGACAGGACAUAGUUGCAGGACAUCUGCCUUGUUCCUUUGCAACCUUAGCAUUAUUAGGUUCUUACACCAUCCAGUCUGAGUUGGGAGACUAUGACCCAGAACUUCACGGUGCCGAUUAUGUUAGUGAUUUUAAACUGGCCCCAAAUCAGACCAAGGAGCUUGAAGAGAAGGUCAUGGAACUCCAUAAGUCAUACAGGUCCAUGACUCCAGCUCAAGCUGAUCUGGAAUUUCUUGAGAAUGCCAAAAAGUUAUCUAUGUAUGGUGUUGACCUUCAUAAAGCAAAGGACUUGGAAGGAGUGGAUAUCAUCCUAGGUGUCUGCUCUAGUGGCCUUCUGGUUUAUAAAGAUAAGCUGAGAAUUAACCGCUUCCCUUGGCCCAAAGUGCUGAAGAUUUCUUACAAACGUAGCAGCUUUUUCAUCAAGAUCCGUCCUGGAGAGCAAGAACAGUAUGAGAGUACCAUUGGAUUCAAACUUCCCAGUUACCGAGCAGCUAAGAAAUUAUGGAAAGUCUGCGUAGAACAUCACACAUUUUUCAGAUUGACAUCUACAGACACCCUUCCUAAAAGCAAAUUUCUUGCACUGGGAUCCAAAUUUCGAUACAGCGGCCGGACUCAGGCGCAGACCAGGCAAGCUAGUGCCCUGAUUGACAGGCCUGCCCCACACUUUGAGCGUACAGCAAGCAAACGGGCAUCCCGAAGCCUUGAUGGGGCAGCAGCUGUUGAUUCAGACCGAAGUCCCCGGCCCACCUCUGCACCUGCCAUUGCUCAGAGUCAGGACACAGAGGUUUCUAAAGCACAGAAGGAAACAGUGAAGGUUGAAGAGCAAAAGGAAGAAGUGCCACCUGGGCAGGCUGAGCCGGAACCCACAGAAGCAUGGAAGGUGGAAAAAACCCACAUCGAGGUCACAGUACCCACCUCAAAUGGUGACCAAACACAGAAGCUUGCAGAAAAAACUGAAGAUCUGAUAAGAAUGAGGAAGAAAAAGAGAGAGAGACUAGAUGGUGAAAACAUUUAUAUCAGACAUAGCAAUUUAAUGUUGGAGGAUUUAGACAAAAGUCAAGAAGAGAUAAAAAAACAUCAUGCCAGCAUCAGUGAGCUGAAAAAGAACUUCAUGGAAUCUGUACCAGAACCACGGCCUAGUGAAUGGGAUAAACGCUUAUCCACUCACUCCCCAUUCCGAACACUUAACAUCAAUGGGCAGCUUCCUACAGGAGAAGGAGUGAAGAAAACCUCUGUCCUUCCCUCGGAAAGAAAGGUUGGUGGGCCAGAGUCCCCAAGCUACUUUCUCCCUGAUACAUAUCACUUAGGGGUGUGCAAAGAACCUGUGUCAAAAGUCCAAACUGAUCAGAGAAGGCUGGCCCAACUGAGAGAACUUAGAGCCAAAUUUUUCCUUUCAUAGAUAACAUCUCUUGACUAGAUGGCAGAGCACAGAAAUUGUUGGGGGAGGAAAAACUUCUCAAUUGGACAUUUGGAAAAGGCAACUUACCUUAAAAUGGUCAAAAACUCUGCUUAAUGUGAUGUAUAAACCUUCAUGAUGGUUGUUACUACUAUUAUUUUUAAUCAUGAUUCUGCAAGAGAGGGAGGACAUUUACAGUUGUUGAGAUUUGUGGGGGGGGGGUGUUGUUUGUUUUUGGUAGACCUUGGAGGCACAUACAAACUUUUAUACUUUUUUCUUUUGCAAUCUUUAAAAUGUAUGGGAUUAAGAUUUUUAUUCCCUUGACAAAAGCUAAUUGCUGUUGAACUGUUGCAGUUUUUUAAGUCUAUAUGAAGGGGAUAUGAGGAUAACUUUUUAUAUUCUGCCAUUCUGUUUGUAAUAAAACUAACUUUUCUCAUGGCGAGAAGAAUGCUUCAUUAUUGGCUUUACCCAAGUGAUCUAAGAAAAAUUGGCAGCACUAAAGCAAUGAAAAAUGACCAAUAUUCAUAUAUGAGUAUCCUUGAAGGAGGAAAAAUACUCUUGCUAAGGAAGUUGAGUAAUUGCUUGAACUUUCAAGACUUCUAAUGUUCAUUCAUUCAAAAAAUUAUCUGUUGAAUACCCGACUAUGUUAUAGAGACUUUGCUGGGACAAAUUGCCAAAGUAAAGUAAAAUAAAGAGAGUCCCAAAAGAUCUUCCCAAAUCCUUUGCACAUCCCCAAGUAUCAUUUUUGAGCAUUUUUCCAUCUGUCAUUUUGUUCAUCUUUCUCUGUCUUUCUUGAUCUUCUGCCGUGAAAGCAGACACAGCAACGUGCUCUGUUAGUGCAGGAUGAAGAGAAAAUUAAAAGGCAAGAGAGAUCUACUGAGAGAGCCUUGCCCCAGCAAGACAAUGAAGAAAUUCUUCCCAAGGUUUCUAUUCCAAUCCCUGAGGAUCACAAGUCUCUCAAAAAGUGCCACCUCUACUCUAGUACUUUAUCAUCUCCUCGUAUUCCUUUCAUGAUGUCUUUUCUCGUGAUUCUUGCGUUGGCUGUUUGGUGGUUGAUCUUUCUGUGAUCGGAAAACAGGGUGCUCAUCCGAAAUGUCAAGACUAAAACCAUUGAACUUUUGUCAUUUACUUCUACUGUGUUAUCUCCUGUAUGAUAUACCCUUUGAUCGUCAUAGUUCACUGUCCUAGGGGAGCUCUUUUUGAUCAUUUUUCUGUCAAUAAAAUGUUGCUCUUCGUAGAAUGUGUAUUGUGGGGUACAAAGGAGUAGCAAUGGAUUGCCCAAGCCAGCUUUUCCUCACUGAUGCUUAACAAGUUCAGAGAAAUCAGAUAUAAGUAUGUGACAGUCGGUACUUUCCCCCAAAAGGUUUAACUCUUCUGUCCUGCAUGUGUGUAUUGUUCACUGCUGUUAUGUCCUCUUCUCCACUGUUAACAAGCAAAGCAGGAUACUCAUAGAAAUAUUUGAUGGAAUAUUUCCUAAUCUUCUAUAGUCAUUUGUGUGGCAUGGGCUCUGUAGUUUAAAAAAAAAAAAUUCAACUUGUUAAUUUUUCAAAAGCCUUAAAAUGAUACAUUUUAAUCUAUGAAUCCAUAACCACUCCUUUUCUUGAGAUAUCAAACCAGUAUAUACAAAGGCCUUUUUUGGAAAAGGGCUUUGACUUCUGUGGCCUUCUUAUGUGUAUUUCUGAAAUGUACAGGGAAAAACAUCUUUAUCCUGCCUGGUCUAUAGAAGGGAUCUGCAAAGGUUAAAUGCCAGCUUUUCACAAGUAGAAUGUUGAAGGUUCAAGGAAAAUGGUGCUGUGCUGGUGCCCCUUAGCCUCCAGCCAGGGCUGAAUUUACAGACCACUGUACCCAUCUUUAAAAGUCCUAGAAUACAGAUUUAUUCAAGAUCUGUACAUAAAUAUACCCUUCUCUGAAUUAAUACUGUGUUAUUUCUUUAUGACUUAAGUAAUUAUAUUGCUAGAAGCAAUAUUUAGCCGUUAUCACAAGCUUAAAAAAUAUAUAUUGAUAUAUUCUGUUUUCCUGAUAGACUUCAGACCUGUUUACUCUUACAUUUGUGUUGAAAUCAAUUGUUUUUAAUUGAUGGCUUUGUGAGCUAAAGCUCUAUCGUGACAAGUAUGUGUCCCUCUGUUUGCAUGUUGAUUUUUAAGGCUUCGCUGAAGAAAAUAUGGGUGUGCUUUGUUUUCACAACACAACUCAGAUGUCUAACCUGUUAUUUUUUACCUCGGUAUUAAUGACAUCUUGCAUGCAGCUUACUUUUUAUGGCACUUGGAUGUACCAAUAUGGAUGCUUUGGUUAAUGUCUCAAAUAUUUGUUUUGAAAUCUGAGUUCAUGGGGUUAUCAAACUGAGAUUUUUGCACUUUGUUUUACUUCUCAACACUUUUAGUUGAUGAAACUUCUAAACAAGACCUUUUGUUUUUAAGAUGAUGGCUUCUUACAGCAAAAAAGAAAGAAAGAAGGAAAGAAAGAAAGAACACUAAUGCCAAGAAUCUUUUGUCCUUCAACACCCACCACAAUUCUAUUUUUCUCUGGAGACAUGUAGAAAUAAUUCUCUGGUAUUUCCUGAAAACUGCUCUUCUGUCAUCAUAGGCUUUCCCCCCAAAAUGGGAAAAGAAGUAAGGGCAGGUUGAAUUUUAAAUUCUUAUAUGGGUGUGUAUCUUUCACAUCACAGGCUAUGUCUGUGUAUAACAAAUAUUUUGUAACUAAGCAUAUUUCUUGAUUCACUCAUAAUAAGAAAAGAGAAACUUCAAUCAAUCUAACACAUUGCAAAGCUGUCCUCUGACACAGAAAGUGAUUAUCCUAAGUAGUCCCCUUUGUCUUUGAAGUAGAAAUGUAAGAGCUUUCCUUAUGAAAUAACAAAACUGUAACAUUGGUUAGAGUCUUCUAAAAUUUUUUCAGGAAACUGAAAAGGAAAUAAUCAGAAUUUAUUGUUACUUUAAUAAUGGCUUAUGAUUAUAUUUUCAGUUUUCAUCCUGGUACACAGCUUUUUAUUAACUAUUAUUGUAAACUUCACCUUGGAUUUUGUUUCCCUUUGUAUUAGAGUGAUUCCAAGUCCAUUAAAAGUCCAGCAUAAGUCAAUAAUAUUUUUCAGUGUUUUGAAGUGCAGCAUGAGUCCUCAGAAAUCCUUACUGAUGGUUAAAGGAGAGGCACUUUCUCUGAUUAAUGAGAUAAGAAUGGUUGAGAGGAGAAGUGCCAAACCUUUGUGUUGGAUUAAGCUGGUCAGUGCAGGUUCAAAAGAUAUACCCAUCACAGUUAACAGAGGAAAAAAUAGUAGACGUUAUAGCUUUGUAUUAACUACUGUUAAUACUGCUGAUAUUUGUAACAAAGCUGUAAAUAAUCUUAGUUUCUUUCUCAUAUCUCAUUCCAUUCUGAAUGCCAGAGACAGAUCCAAGUAACUGUGUAUUGGCUUUAUUCUGGUUCAGCUUCUUAAUGGCCAGUUGAUAAAUCAAAUCAAAACAAAACAAAACAAAAACCAAUUUGGACUAAAGGUAUCAAUACAGACCAGUAAAAAGUCUUAGGGUUUUUGCCUUGGUUUUGCUGUUAAUCAUUUCUAGGGUGAUUCUGAGAAGUUCACUUAACUACUUGGUGCCCAGAUUUCCACCUAGUAACAUGGACAAACCUACCUCAUGAGAAUGAAUCUGUAACGUUUUCCAGGAACCAGAAGUUCAGGUUGUUGUUGUUCAUUUCUUGGUCUUUUGGGGACUGGGGAAAUGAAAACUUAAAAAUCAACAGACAUUAAUUUCUUAGAAUUUUUUCAUAUGAAAGCAAGCAUUUAAAUAGUUGUGUUGAUUUCUGUCUACUUCUUACUGGUAUUUGACCAAGCACUUAAAACUACUGAAGGUAGAAAUGUCUUUCCAAAUUCAUCGUACUCUUAAACAAUUCAUCUUAUCCUUAUGGUAUUCUUACAGUGGACCAAACUUGAAAAUAAACCCAGCAUCAAUCUUUGGACCUAUCUUUUAGCCAUUUUCUUAUGCUAACACUUAGAAUAUGAAGGAGAUUCAGUUCAUGUGGAUCAAUUUUACAACUUGUUUACAUCUCUGGUAAAAGUUUUGGAGGGAGAAAAUGAUUCCAUUGACUAAUAUUAGACUGGGGAUUUUCUGUGGAUUAGGUUUCCAUUUGUCAUCCUAGAUCCUAGUACAUUUCUUUCUAGUAAAUGUUGUAAAAAUUUCUCUGAAUUUUCUGUGGCUAUAAGCAGAUUUACUGUCUCCUACAUUCCUGAGUUACUUCUAUAAUAUUUCCUACAGAUAAGCAUGGAGAAUAUACUAAGCAUAAGAGGUUUGGUUGUUUUUUUAAAUGGUAUUAGCAAGCAAAAUUUAUACUUGGGCUUUACCUAGUGAUCAUAUAUUUACAAAAGGAAGACAGAAAAUUCAAAAAUAGUAUGAGACACUUUUUCACAUUGUUGCUGUUUUGUUUUUUCCCCCCCAAAAGUAUUGAGUAUAGUAAAGGUAUAUAAACUUCUCUUCAGUUUCCAUCCCUUGUAUUCUUUACAGAAAUUAGAAAAUCCCAAACUUCUUUACAGCAUUCUCUACCACACUGAGAAAAAAAUGUUGCUUGUUUUCAUUGCACUCAAACUAAUCCUGUUGUUUGUAAUUUGGUACUAGAAAUGGAGAUGAGUCCUUGUUCUGUUCUCCCUUAUGCAUGGCAUGUGGGAUAACUGUAUUGGCCUCCUCCACAUUGUAGUGGAUAGUGGACCAAUGAGUCUGCUCUCAUUUCUGUUUCUGUUACCCCUCAUGCCUUAGGAUCUCCUUCUUUACUGCAGUAGAGCAUGAUACAAAGAAACAAACAAACAAAUAUUGGUAUGGACCUGGGAUUGGGCACUGGAAAUGGUUAAGAAGGCAUGGCUGUUAGAGGGAGGAAGCCAGAAGGCGAACAGGGAUGGGUAUGAUCAACAAUUAGAAAUUCAUGGAGUAUUCACUUCAUAAAUGAAAUUCUUAUCUUACUAACACUUGAGAGACAAAAAGAAGUAGCCUGUUACUCCCACAGAUCAGGAAUACAGGCUAAAAGCUAAAUAACUUCAAUCAUAGCCUAACUAAAUGUGUGGGUGACAGGUCAUUGAGGAAGUGUAUGCUUUAGAAAUGGUUUUCUAAUCUUAUGUGAUUGAUAUACAGAGAACAGCCUCCCACUUUAUAGUCAGAGUUCUGUUCACAGUAAAUAAUAGAGUAAAUCUAACAUUUCAAAGAUAAGAGGGCAGGAGAAGCAUCAGUCCCAACUAUCUCUUCAGAACUCUCCCCACCCAAGUCAUUAAAGGGUGCAGUUUAGUCUCUCAUUUUCUUCUCUACUAUUCUCUUUAAAGAAGAGUCUUCAUAUGUACACGAUCCUAGCUCAAUGAAACAUAGAGACUAAAACUUAAGUGGGAACCAUGGUUACUGCUAUGCAUUUAUUCAUUGCCCUCAUUAUGUAUCGCAGAUGCAAAGAGGCACCAUUAUCAGAAUUUUAGGGUUGGAUAAGCCCCAGAUCCAACUCUUCUCCAUUCCAAUGCUUGACUCUUCUGUACCGUAUCAUUUAGUGAUUUAAAACCAUUUAUGGACAAAGUGAUCUCUAGCCUCCCAAGAUACAGCAUACUACAUCUGGACAUCUCUGAUUUUUGCGUAUACAUCAUUCUUAUAUUAACUCAAAAUCUGUUUCCCUAUAGAUUUCAAUUCUUGGUCCUGAAUCGAAGCCUUCUGAAGAAUUUUCUAUCUUUCAUAUUAUUUCAUAUUGAAUUCACAUAGUUAAAUGUAACUCCCAUGUUGGAAUUAGUCAUCGUUCUUGCCCUCAGAUAACUUACCAUCUGAUAUCCAGAUCUGUCCCAAUCUUCCUUCUAACAUGUUAUCCUGCCUUUUUCUUUCUUUUUCUAGCUGUCCUGGUUUUAUCAGCUCAUUUUCUUUCUGGCUCCGUUGCCCAUCGGUUGCUUGCCAAUGGUUUAUUCAUCUUAUGUUCUUAUCCAUUCACUUGCCCUCUUUCUUAAAAAGAACAUCUUGAAAUUCCUGGAAAUCCCUGAGCUUCUUCAUAGAUGACAUAGGCACGUGGGAUUUUUUUUUUUCUUUCUUUCUUUUUUUUUUUUUUAGAUGAAAGGGAGGAGGUGGGAUAGUUUUGUAUCUUUGGAAACUUCUUGUAGACCAGAAUCUGUUAACAAAACAGAAUCACUAUUCUAUUUUGAAGGAGUAUACUGCCAGAGGCGGCAUUCUAGGUUUGCAUGCCUUCUCUGACUGACUAAUCUUUACAUACUUUAGCACCCCCAUGUGAUUUAAUUUAUAUCAUUGUGCUAUGGUAAACUUAUGGAAACUUACUUUCUGUGUAACAUUCUGAUGAUGGCUUAGAUCCCCAUCAAAAAAGUGGUAUUAAAAAUUUGAAAUGACGUUAAUCCAUCUCUUUUAGCUUGUACCUGUCUCCUCAAAACUGUGAGAUUCUCAAAGGUGAGAGUCUUUGUUUUAUGCAUCUUUGUUUGCCAAUCUAUCACCUUUGUAUCUCAGAUAUAUAACAAAUAUUUAAAAUUUGUUAAAUUGGAUUAAAUGAUUAGUCACAGAUGGUAAUGGAUAAACUCUAACUUUUCAUGUAGAAUCUCUUAUAUUGGGACACAGAUUUAUGCCAAAUUAAUCACCAUAAGCCUAAUCAGUAUAUGUGAGUAGCCCAAAAACUCAUAUAUGAGCCAGAAGCCACAGUCUCUCUUAUUAAUCCUGUAGCAUGGUCCGUGGUUUCUUUAAAGAAAUCUCCUGUAGUAGGUGUCAGUCUCUCUUGUUAAUAUCUUAUAAUUUGGUUCAGUUAAGAGCUCUUACCCAUUUAUCAAAGGUAACAGCCAGCUGUUUUCCCUAUGGAAGGUAUUACUGAGACCGGGUGCUUAUUUGUAUGUAUAAAUGCAUCUUGGAGUGUGACACCAUAAAGGGAAACUGAUAUUUGACAAUUUGUGUUUAUCAAAAUACAUUGCAGAGAAGAGUUUGAUCCUUUUUUCUUGGGUUUCACAUGGUAUGAAAACACCAAGUGUAUCAAACUCUUGUGAUAUCAAGGGUUUUGUAUAUCAGGUAGACCAGGAGUUGGCAAACUUUUUCUGUAAAGGUUCAGAUAAUAAAUAUUUUAGGCUUUACGGGCCAUAUAGUCACUGGCAUAACCACUCAACUUUGCCAUAGAGAACAAACAAAUGAAGAUGAACGUUUUCCAUCACUUUAUUUAUGGACACUGAAAUUUGAGUUUCAUGUAAUUUUUGUGGUCACUAAAUAUCAUUUUGUUUUCCAUACCGUUAAAAAAUGUAAAAUCGUUCCUAGCUCAUAGCAAUACAAAAAUAAGGAGUGGGCUGGAUUUGAACUGUUGGCUGUAGUUUGCUGACUGACCCCUGACACAGGUCUAGAGAACCAGAGAACCGAUAAAUUUACUCUUUCUGCCUUUGUACUGUUUGAAGAGCUGUAGAUGCUCUAGCAUCUUUAUUCAGUGUUGAAGUAUUUUCGGUCUUGUUUAUGACUAGAAAUGGAAAACAAAAUGCAAUGCAUUUUUUCUAUUUAUUUAGUAAUUGUGGUGCACCAGAACUGUAAUCUAACAUAUCUGUAACCAUCACAGCACCCCUGCCUUUGUCAGUUUUCCAGAUUGUUCAAUGUUAACUGUCCUCUUAAUAUAUUUAGCGAUGAAUUCAGCUAACCCCCUUGUUUGGUUUGGUUUCCAAGGGUCUGCUUUCAUUUUCCCCUAAGGAAUAAAGAAACAAUUCCCAAAUUCAUUUUCUCUUUAGUUUUUAGAGGUAUCUAACAAACGUGGUAAAGAACGUGAAAUGAUUUUUUACUCUGAAGUUUUGGUACACCUCAGUGUUUCAAACAGUUGUAUAAAUUUAAGGUUGGGAAUCUAAGGAAAACAUUUUAGAAGGGUUCCUUGUUCUAAAUAAAGAGAUUUCCCUAAGAGGAUUCCCCCCCGAUUUGGGGCCUAUGAGGACAGUAUUGACCAAUAAGUCAGAAUAAAAUGAAUUUAUAUCCUUUCGGGAGUGUCUUUGCUUCCUGGUUGACCUGGUCAUGAUUGUGUUCUGAAGAAGUUCUUGGUCUAUGUUUAGCUUUGGGAGGUGCUUUCUAAUAAAUCCGUAAAUUUACGUUCCUUUCCAUUCUCUGGGCCAGGAUGCUUUAGCUCUGAUACUAGGCUGAAUAAAUUGUUUAUCCCUUAGCAGUUCAGCAAGAUAUUUAAGCCUAAAGAAAUCUGCUAAGAACUUCUCUUUUGGAACGUUUUCUUUGAUAUUUUUCUCACGUUAUUUGCUGUUAAUAUGUAAAUUUAUCAUGAAUAAAUCUUAUUGAAAAUCUGA
Molecule: messenger RNA, 10827 nt
Organism: Mustela lutreola (European mink)
Lineage: Eukaryota; Metazoa; Chordata; Mammalia; Carnivora; Mustelidae
Gene: EPB41
Product: erythrocyte membrane protein band 4.1
Exons: 18
Coding region: 261-2588 (775 amino acids)
Biological process (GO): cortical actin cytoskeleton organization
Cellular component (GO): plasma membrane; cytoskeleton
Molecular function (GO): structural molecule activity; actin binding
Source: RefSeq, a predicted model, not a curated record